AUGUCGAAACUUAAGCUUCUACUAGUUGGAGCAUCUGGAUACAUUGGUGGGAGCAUUUUGACCUCCCUUGUGGAAGCGAACAAAGAUACGCAUUCGUUCACCAUUUCGGCGCUCAUCCGGGAUGCAUCACACGCAGACACCCUAAAGAAACUUGGCGUGGAAGCUUUUAUUUUCAAGGGCCUGGAUGAUACCGUAUAUCUGGAGAAAGUCUCCCAAGACUUUGACAUCGUUGUCAAUGCGGCCUCAGGAUGGCAUACGGAGGCUGCCCUCGCCAUGAUUCAAGGUCUCGGCGCAAGAAAGAAGAGCCUCGGCACAGAGGUCCACUAUCUACACAUCUCUGGCACAUCGAAUCUUACAGAUCGACCUCACAGUGUCGGUUAUGUCGAGACACGCACGUUCUCCGACGAAGAAGACAUCUACUCCUAUGAAAAGUACAGGGAGUCCUUUGAAGUGUACCCCCAGAGAAGGAAUGAUAUCGUUGUGGCCGAUGCUGGCGAGGAACUGCAGGUGCGAACAUAUGUCAUUAUGGCACCUAUUGUCCACGGAAUUGGCACCGGGCCUUGGAACAAGGUGACAUUUAUUCUCAACCCGCGUGUGGAUGCGGCCAUUGUAUACGGAGACUGGGCUGUUAUUGGCGACGGCAAGACUGUCUGGAGCCAUGUCCAUGUGCAAGAUCUGGCAGCAUUCUAUGUAGUGUUGCUGAACCAUAUUUCUUCUGGACACACCGGCAUGGCUUAUGGUAAGAAGGGAAUUUACUUUUGCGAGUCGGGGCAAGCCUCGCAUAUGCAGCGGACUCGCGAUCUGGCAGACAUUGGACAGCGGUUGGGCAUCACCACGUCGAACACUGUUAGUAGCAUCGGCCUGGAGGAGGCAGCUCAGCGCUGGACCGGGGGAUUAGUUCCACUGGCUGAGACAUCAAGCGGUGCCAACUCGCGAUCAAGUGCUGUAAUGGCGCGCAAGUUGGGCUGGGUUCCUCAGCACGGGACGGACUGGACCCUUGAUUUGGAGCAGAGUAUGGCCAUGUAUCAAAAGACUGCUUCAUUCAAAGAGCUGUGGGCAAAGCAUCGAAAGACGAAGUAGUUAGGUCUCUUUACAAUCACUUGGUGACGACAGGUAUAAGUUGUCCAUUAAUUGAGGGGCCG
[Torrubiella] hemipterigena is the source of this 1142-nucleotide messenger RNA. The record is from the annotation of a GenBank genome assembly. NCBI's taxonomy places the organism in Eukaryota, Fungi, Ascomycota, Sordariomycetes, Hypocreales, Clavicipitaceae.